AAUUCUAAUUAUUUAUUAAAUAAUUAUCAUAACAGCAAUGUUCUUAGCUUCUGACUAAAAGCAGAAGACAAACUUCCUCGGAAGCUUUUCAUCAUCCGAGCCCUAUAAAUAUUCAAAAAGUAAUUAGAAUUCUUAAAUUCGAGAUUUCGUUAGGUACGGCCGAGCCUUAAGCGUAAGUUAACUACAAGUUACUGCCGUAUUCUAAAGGCAACUUAAAGGAAAGUGUUGAAGAGCAAACAGUUACCUUUAAGUACACAGUAAAUUGUUUGUAACUUGAAUUCAAUUUGACUACAGUGAUACUGUCAGACAAUGACGUUAAGUUGAUUGAAAGUUUCACUUUAAAUUGACGGCAAGUUUUCUGUCAAAUAACGGACCACUGACGGUCUUGUGACCAUGACGUCACGGUCAGCUUUACACCACUUCGUCGUUUGUUUUUAUAUCGUAAAUUGAAUACAAGGAGAAAAUUAUAAUGAUAUGAUUUGUGAAUAACCUCAAUUGAUGACAUUUAUUAUUAUAUUAGAUACUAUAACUUUAAAGUCUUUUUAAUCAGUUGACAUAAUAUGCGACUUGGUAAAGUUUUUUAAUGAGAAUUCCAAGUUUGGAUUAUAAUUUUUCAUUUCUGUAAUAUAAUAUUAUUUGAAAAUUAUGUGUGAAAAACAAAAAGUCUUGGUUUGUGGUGAUGUUCAAGGAAACUUUCACUUGUUAUUUUCAAAAGUUGAAGCAAUUCAAAAGAAAAGUGGUCCUUUUGACUUAUUAUUUUGUAUUGGAAACUUUUUUGGGGAUAAAUGUACGGAAUUAUCCGCAUAUAAAAGUGGAAAGAAAAAAGUUCCAAUCCGAACAUUUAUUAUUGGACCUAAUAGAGUUUCAGAUUUAGAACAUUAUUCUAAUUUAGAUGGGUCUGAAAUUUGUCAGAAUAUAACAUAUUUGGGAAAACGUGGUUUAUACAUUACUGAAUGUGGCUUAAAAAUUGCUUAUGUUAGUGGUAUUGAGGAACCGAAUACAAAUUUACCGAAGGAAAUUAUUUUGACUGAAAAUGAUGUUAUUUCGGUCAGAAACACAUGCAUUAAAAAUCAACCCGAUUUUCGAGGAGUCGAUAUUUUAUUGAGUUCCCAAUGGCCGAUAGAUAUCAAUCGCCUUGAUUCUACUAAUCAAAAAUUGCAUUGUCGUGGUUCUAAACUUAUUGCGUGGUUAGCUGCCCAAAUAAAACCAAGAUAUCACGUAAGUGCUUUGGAAGAGAUUUAUUAUCAACCACCUCCAUACAGAAAUAAAACUAAAAAUGGAGAAAAUAUUGAUAUCGCCACGAGAUUUGUUGCCUUGGCAUCUAUUAAAAAUUUAGAGAAGAUGAAAUGGAUAUACGCUUUAAAUUUAAUACCUAUUGACCGCACUCGUUUAGCGGAUUUAGCAGUUAGAACAACAGAUGAAAUGCCUUUUCCUUAUCCCGAAUGGACGUUACUUCCAGAUUAUUUCUGUACAGAUGCGGAUAAUAAGCCAUGUCAGUAUUUCUACGGCUUAGGAUCAAAUGAAAAUAACAAACGUACAUCAGAAACUGAUAGAGAACGAAAAAAAAUGAAAAAAAUAGAGUUUGAUCAAGCAAAAUGCUGGUUUUGUUUAUCGAGUCCUGAAAUAAAUAAAAAUUUAAUUAUAUUGAUCGGCAAUCAAGUGUAUAUAACUUUAGCGAAGGGUGGUUUAGUAGAUGAUCAUUUUCUUAUUUUACCCAUUAGUCACUAUCAAAGCCUUGUAACUUUGCCUGAAAAUAUUGAAAAAGAGAUAGAUAAAGCUAAAGAAAUCUUAACUCAUUAUUUUUCUCAUUCCGGAAAGAUACCAGUAUUUUUUGAACGAAAUUACAAGAGUUCGCACUGUCAAUUACAAGUCAUACCUAUAACUAAAAAUUUAGAACCACAUUUGAAAUCGACAUUUCAGGAAGUAGCAGAAAUGGAAAACAUUCAAUUUUCUACGAUAAAUAGCCUUAAAGAAGUUGCUCAACCAGGGGUAACAUAUUUUUACGCUCAGCUACCAAGUGGAGAGAAAAUAUUUCAUAAAAUUGGAAAAAACUUUCCAUUGCAAUUCGGAAGACAAGUUUUAGCUAGUCAAAAUUUACUGAAUCUGAAUGACAGAAUUGAUUGGAAAGCCUGUCUGAAAAAUAAAGAUGACGAAAUGAAAUUGGCUGCUGAAAUUAGAAACAAAUUUCAAACAUAUCAACUAGAUUUUUGAAGUAAAUUGUAUUUUUUAAU
Molecule: messenger RNA, 2231 nt
Organism: Microplitis demolitor
Lineage: Eukaryota; Metazoa; Arthropoda; Insecta; Hymenoptera; Braconidae
Product: CWF19-like protein 1
Exons: 3
Coding region: 646-2211 (521 amino acids)
Biological process (GO): mRNA splicing, via spliceosome
Cellular component (GO): post-mRNA release spliceosomal complex
Molecular function (GO): RNA lariat debranching enzyme activator activity
Source: RefSeq, a predicted model, not a curated record